CAUGACGUCAUUAAUGUGCGUCGCAUGUUUACAGUUAUAAAUGAACUCCUGAUUACAAUUUAUUUUAAAGCUUUAUGAUAGUCUGUCAUUUUAUGUUAAAGCGCGCUGGUAAAAGUGGAAAAUACGGACUAAAGAGAGGACGCUUAUUAUCGGAGAUAUUGCAUUGUUUGACUUUGUUUCUGAUCAUUUCUUGGCAGAUAUGUUUAAGCCUUAUUCGAGGAUGUGAAACUAAAAGUUGUUGGGGUUAAAAAGUUACUUGGGGAACCAUUUAUCUCAAGGUUUCACUCCGGUUUAAUGUGGUAGGUAAAAGCUGUAUCUGAAUGAGAAAGGACGAGCAUGGAUAAAGAAGAAGAUUUGGAGAUACUUGGUGAAGAGCUGUACUCUCUGAUCUACCCCAAACACAGGGAGGAUGCUGCAAAACUCACAGGUAUGUUGCUCGAGCUUCCAGCUGCUGUUUUGAGCCAGAUGCUGCAGGAUGAGGCCAUGCUGACUGCAGCUGUGGAGAAAGCUCUCAGAGCUCUGCAGUUGGCACCGAAGGCCAGUGAGGUGGCGCAGAAAGAUGAGGAUGACGUGUCCCAGUCUUCCGACUCUCUCGGGGAGCAGCUGUUUGAGUUAGUGGAUGUUUACAACACUGGUCACUCACAGAAAGUCACAGCCUUGUGCACAGGAAUGCUUUUGGAGCAGCACAGAGACGUGGUUUUACAGCUCUUGUCAGAUCCCAAACUGCUGGAGGAACACGUGAAUCUUGCCCUGAAGACGCUGAAAGAGCAGAACAUAGAGGAGACGGACCAUGCUUCAGAGGCUGACGAGACAGACAGGCUGGGAGAGAAGCUCUUCUCAUUGGUCGAGCAGAUGGAUUCACUGCAUGCGAAUGACAUCACAGGUAUGCUCCUGGAGAUGGACGCCGCUUCUCUCCAACAGCUGCUCAGUGACCACACAAAGCUGCAGGUUGCAGUUCAGAAAGCACAGGCAGUGCUGGAUACUGAGAGCUAAAAUGGAUUUGAUAAACCCAGAUUAUGAAGACUUUGUAAUUUUAGCCUAAAAUGUGAACUGGGUAUGAACGCAGGAUGACUGAGGAGUCUGAAAGACGUCAUUCUGCUGAAUGAAGGCUCGUUUCUGUUAGCAGUGUCGGCAUGUAAACAAAACAAAUCUGUUCUGCUUCACUUUGGUGCCGAAUCUUUACGGUUUUUCUUGAUAAAAUUGUUUACAUGAAUGCAUAAGAAUGAAUUUUCUUCUGUAGAGAUCUCACAGAAAUUUGGAUUAAGAUGCUGCUUUUCGUUUUGCAUUAUUGUAAAAAAAAAA
Molecule: messenger RNA, 1302 nt
Organism: Poecilia reticulata (guppy)
Lineage: Eukaryota; Metazoa; Chordata; Actinopteri; Cyprinodontiformes; Poeciliidae
Biological process (GO): positive regulation of canonical Wnt signaling pathway; protein polyubiquitination
Cellular component (GO): nucleus; cytoplasm
Molecular function (GO): RNA binding; ubiquitin-ubiquitin ligase activity
Source: RefSeq, a predicted model, not a curated record